Culex pipiens pallens (northern house mosquito) is the source of this 399-nucleotide messenger RNA. RefSeq lists its product as uncharacterized. The transcript is spliced from 2 exons. The coding region runs from base 1 to 399 and encodes 132 amino acids. The record is from RefSeq and is a predicted model, not a curated record. NCBI's taxonomy places the organism in Eukaryota, Metazoa, Arthropoda, Insecta, Diptera, Culicidae.
AUGCCACCGGCGCCGCGCGGCACCGACGACGGGUACAGCUUCCGGCCCCAUUCGAGCUCGAGCGUUGGCCAGGGCGAUGCCGAGCUGAAGCCCGGCACGGUCUCGUCCGAACGCAGCUUUAGUCCGUUGUCGUACACCGUGACGACUAUUGUGACCGCUUUACUUCAAAGUGAAAGGAUCAAGCCACUUUCGCCCUACUUUAACAUCGACGCCGACCUGCUGGACGACAACCCAGCCCUUCCCACGAUAAUCCCACGCCAAAGGGGUCGCUUGGAGCGUGCCUUCCCCCUGAUUGGUGCCUCCUUCCUGGUGGGGUUCGUGACGGGGGGACUGACUGGAAUCAUUGAAGGAAUCGGUUCCACGAGAUUUAUGGACGGAACGAUACGACGGUCGCAGUGA